Besnoitia besnoiti is the source of this 1419-nucleotide messenger RNA. RefSeq lists its product as uncharacterized. Bases 1 to 1419 code for a protein of 472 amino acids. The transcript has 6 exons. The record is from RefSeq and is a predicted model, not a curated record. Lineage: Eukaryota; Apicomplexa; Conoidasida; Eucoccidiorida; Sarcocystidae.
AUGGAAUCUUCUGAGGCAGACGACGACCCCACUCCUCGCCAGAGUCCGAGCAGGCGAGCCUCAUCUUCUUCUUCGUCUUCCCUCGCUGCCUCGUCUGGGGAGCCGCAGCAGCCCUUGUAUCUCCGUUUCCUCCACACACAUCUGCCUUCGCGGGCCCGCAGGCGCCCCUCCGUUUUUUCUUCUUCCUCUGCAUUUUCUUCGCGCUCCGUGUCCUCAGACAGCGGGCACAGCCGACCCCGGGUGAGGCCUUCCGGCUGCAGCGGACGCAGGCGAGACGCCGAAAGCGACGGCGACGAGGCAGACCUUCUGAAGGAGCGACAUGCCCGGGCGCGAGGGCGCAGUGCGAUAGAGACAGGUGCAAACGCCGUCGACGCAGCGCAGACAAGCAGGCGAAAGCGCAUGCGCGACGCAGAUGGAGCGGAGGGGAGGCGACGCAGCGCCGAUCGAAGCUUCAGUCGCGAGGCGAGGGCGCGAGAGAACGGUCGAAGAAGAGACUCCGACGAAGGCGACUGCAGAGGAAGCAGAGACGAGGAACGUGAAAAUGAGAGGACGAAACCGCGUGAGAGGCGUUCGCCCUUUACGCGACGGCAGAAGGGCGAAUCUCCUUCUCAACUAAGAUCCCCGCCGCAGCGGAGCAGACGCUCGCGAUCGCCGUUGUCCCUCUCUUCGGCAGUGGGCAGUGUCUAUACAGUGGAAAGCGACAGCGCCGAGGAUCCGCGAACUGCAAAGAAGAAGCGAAAGGAAAGGAAGAAACACAGGAAGAAAGAAGACGGGCACACACACGCGAAGCAGCGAUCGCCGUUUCUUGCGCGAGAGAGCCAGCAGCUCUGGAGGAAGCACUUUGUCGAGAGCCGUUCUGCGGAGAAAUCCAAAAGAAGGUCUCCACCGAGCGGCUGCGGAGGCCGCAGCGAAGAGCGUGGACCCCACGACAGGUCGUGCGAUGGACGCUCUUCAGAAGAAAAGGAAUCGCGAGGUCGCGAGUGUCCUGGCGACCUCCCCCCUCGGGCCCCCCGUAACCCACUCUUCGCCGCCUACGACCGAGAGAGCUACCGCGAGCUGAGAAGACGCCAAGAGUCUUGUAGUAGCCGUCGAGUCGCUGAGGGCACGCGAGGCGAACUUGACCUCUGGUGCCACGACCGAUUCCACGCGCGCAGCCCCUCGCCGAAGCGCCUGCGGCCGCCGAGCGUCUGGGACACGCGCAGAGGCCAGUGGCGCUCUCUCGCGGGCGGCGUAUAUGUGCCGCCGCGGCCGGAGGAAAUAGCCGAGCUCGAGAAAGAGCUUGCGCGAUACAAGCCGUCGCCUAGAGAGUGGAGGGCGGAGGACCGAGGCGCUUACGGCGCGCGCAAGGAUCGGAAAAACGGCGACAGGCGCGAUGCCAGUCGGUCGCCAGUGCGUCGCGGAAGUCCUGUCUACGAGUGA